Messenger RNA from Metarhizium album ARSEF 1941, 828 nucleotides. RefSeq names its product protein sco1. Gene Ontology annotation, biological process: intracellular copper ion homeostasis; mitochondrial respiratory chain complex IV assembly. The record is from RefSeq and is a predicted model, not a curated record. Gene Ontology annotation, molecular function: copper chaperone activity; copper ion binding. The coding region runs from base 1 to 828 and encodes 275 amino acids. Gene Ontology annotation, cellular component: mitochondrial inner membrane. Lineage: Eukaryota; Fungi; Ascomycota; Sordariomycetes; Hypocreales; Clavicipitaceae. The transcript is spliced from 3 exons.
AUGGCGCCAUCGUCAACGUCGUCAAAGGUCCUCCGGGGCGUGUUCACAGAAUGUCAGCGAUGUCUCUCACGCCGGGCUCUCCAGCCGACGCCCUUGCAGGCAACUCUCCUUCGCGCGCCGGUCCCCAUUCGACAGACCAUGUUGCAGAGACGAACAAAGUACACGACUGUAGAGCAAGCGAAGAGUCGACAUAGCACCGGUCCCUUCUCGUGGAAAGCCGGACUUCUAUUCGCCGCAACGUGCGGCGCCCUGGUUUGGUACUUUGAAUUUGAGAAGGAGCGGAUGCAAAGAAAGAGGAUAGCCGAUGCCUCCAAGGGUGUUGGCCGGCCAAAGGUCGGGGGGCCGUUUGAGCUGGUAGACCAAAAUGGCAAGCCAUUCACCAGUGAGAUGAUGAAGGGCAAAUACUCUUUGGUCUACUUCGGUUUCACCCGUUGCCCGGAUAUCUGCCCGGAAGAACUCGACAAAAUGGCGCGCAUGCUCGAUGUAGUCGAAGAAAAGGCCCCCGGUGCACUUCUCCCCAUCUUCAUCACUUGCGACCCCGAGCGCGAUGAUCCCCCCGCCCUCAAGAGCUACCUUUCCGAGUUCCACGACAAGUUCAUUGGUCUAACUGGGACGUACGACCAGAUCAAGGACCUUUGCAAGAAGUAUCGAGUGUACUUUAGCACACCCCAAAAUGUCAAGCCGGGCCAAGACUACCUGGUUGAUCACAGCAUUUACUUCUACCUGAUGGAUCCCGAGGGCGACUUUGUUGAGGCUCUGGGGCGACAGCAUUCUCCAGACCAGGGCGCCCAGCUCAUCUUGGACCAUGUGAAGGAUUGGAAGAAAUGA